ACCUCUAGUCUUGCUUUGAAAAAGCCAUUUUGUGUAACUCUUGACUGAAUAAUUUCCUAAUACACCUGUUGCGUGGAUCACUGACACAGUAUGCUAUUUGAGAGGUACUUUUGCUUGAUCAAAUACUGGUGAUUAGAGAAGAGAGGUAUUUUAUUUUUCCUGAUCAUUAUGAACAUUGGCUUUUCACCCUGAAAUAAAAAUGUUGAAAACCGAGUCUUCAGGCGAACGAACCACUCUCAGAAGUGCCUCUCCUCACAGGAAUGCGUAUAGAACUGAGUUCCAGGCACUGAAAAGUACCUUUGACAAACCCAAGUCAGAUGGGGAACAAAAAACAAAAGAAGGUGAGGGCUCCCAGCAGAGCAGGGGGAGGAAAUAUGGCUCCAAUGUCAACAGAAUUAAAAACCUAUUUAUGCAGAUGGGUAUGGAACCCAAUGAGAAUGCUGCGGUCAUUGCCAAAACAAGGGGGAAAGGUGGCCCGUCAUCCCCUCAGAGAAGAAUGAGGCCCAAAGAAUUUCUGGAGAAAACAGAUGGCUCGGUUGUUAAGUUGGAGUCCUCUGUUUCAGAGCGAAUUAGUAGAUUUGACACAAUGCACGAUGGCCCUUCAUAUUCUAAGUUCACAGAAACUCGGAAGUUGUUUGAGAGAAGUGUGCACGAAUCAGGGCAAAACAACCGUUAUUCCCCAAAGAAAGAGAAAGCUGGAGGGAAUGAACCUCAGGAUGAAUGGGGUGGUUCGAAGUCCAACAGAGGCAGUACUGACUCCUUGGACAGCCUUAGCCCCCGGACAGAGGCUGUCUCCCCAACUGUGAGUCAACUGAGUGCAGUAUUUGAGAACACCGAUUCCCCCAAUUCCAUCAUUCCUGAGAAGGCUGAAAAUGAGUACUCAGUGACUGGACAUUAUCCCCUGAAUUUACCAGCUGUGACUGUUACAAAUCUUGACACCUUUAGUCGUCUUAAGGAUUCUGAUUCUUGCACUCCUCCAAGCAAACACGGUGAUGAUGCAGAGGAUGCUCAGAAGAGCGACACAUCCCCUGUACCAGAAGUGGCUUCGAAAAGUACCUCUCUCACUUUGAUACCUAGUGAAGAGGCAGAGCUGAGCAAGGAAGCUGAGGACUCCACAUCUAACCAAGAGACUCCUGACAGAGUUGACAAAGACGUUCCCGGAGAACCUUGUGCUGAGAACAAGGCAAUGCCAGAGUCCGACAUCCUCUCCCCCCAGAGUGAGCCUUUAGAAGAUGCCAAAGCUAAUUUGGUUGGGAAUGAGGCAGCAAUGCCACAGAAGAAAGAGCUUGCAGGUGGUGAUUUUAUCUCUGCUGAUGCUUCUGGAUCCAGCUGUGGGAAGGAAGUACCUGAAGAUUCAAGUAAUAUUGAGAGUCCCCAUGUUUACAUGCACAGUGACUAUAAUGUAUAUAGGGUAAGAUCCAGGUAUAAUCCCGACUGGCGAGAGACAGGCACUGAACAGGAUGAGCAGGAGGAUAGUGAUGAAAACAAUUACUACCAACCUGACAUGGAAUACUCGGAAAUCGUUGGAUUGCCAGAAGAAGAAGAAAUCCCCACAAAUAGGAAAAUUAAGUUUAGUAGUGCUCCAAUUAAGGUUUUCAGCACAUACUCCAAUGAAGACUAUGACAGGAGAAAUGAUGAAGUUGACCCUGUGGCUGCUUCAGCUGAGUAUGAACUUGAAAAGCGUGUAGAAAAGUUGGAACUUUUCCCAGUGGAACUGGAGAAAGAUGAGGAUGGACUUGGCAUAAGUAUUAUUGGAAUGGGUGUUGGAGCCGAUGCUGGACUUGAAAAGCUGGGAAUAUUUGUCAAGACAGUAACAGAAGGUGGUGCUGCUCAGCGGGAUGGCAGAAUACAAGUCAAUGACCAGAUUGUAGAAGUGGAUGGAAUCAGCUUGGUGGGAGUCACACAGAAUUUUGCUGCAACAGUUCUCAGAAACACCAAGGGCAACGUCAGGUUUGUCAUUGGGCGAGAAAAACCAGGACAAGUGAGUGAGGUUGCGCAGUUGAUAAGCCAGACACUGGAACAAGAAAGGCGCCAGAGAGAGAUGCUUGAGCAGCAUUACGCCCAGUAUGAUGCGGACGACGACGAGAACACGGUGGCUGACUUGCAAGGAGUGUCUGGCAACUGCAAUAACAAUAACAACUAUUUCCUUAAGACAGGAGACUAUGCCACCGAUGAAGAGGAGGAUGAGGAGGGGCCCACCCUUCCCGGCAGUGACAUGGCCAUUGAAGUCUUCGAGCUGCCCGAGAACGAGGACAUGUUUUCCCCGUCAGACCUGGACACCACCAAGCUCAGUCACAAGUUCAAAGAGCUGCAAAUCAAACAUGCAGUUACAGAAGCAGAGAUUCAAAAAUUGAAGACCAAGCUGCAGGCAGCAGAAAAUGAGAAAGUGAGGUGGGAACUAGAAAAAACUCAACUCCAACAGAAUAUAGAAGAGAAUAAAGAAAGAAUGUUGAAGUUGGAGAGCUACUGGAUCGAGGCUCAAACACUAUGCCACACAGUCAACGAACACCUCAAAGAGACUCAAAGCCAGUAUCAGGCCUUGGAAAAGAAAUACAACAAGGCAAAGAAAUUGAUCAAGGAUUUUCAACAAAAAGAACUUGAUUUCAUCAAGAGACAGGAAGCAGAAAGAAAGAAAAUAGAAGAUUUGGAAAAGGCUCAUGUUGUGGAAGUUCAAGGCCUGCAAGUGCGGAUUAGAGAUUUGGAGGUUGAGGUGUUCAGGCUGCUGAAGCAAAAUGGGACUCAAGUUAACAACAACAACAACAUCUUUGAGAGAAGAACAUCUCUUGGAGAAGUCUCUAAGGGAGACACCAUGGAGAACGUGGAUGUCAAGCAGAUGUCUUGUCCAGAUGGCCUGAGUCAAGACUUGAAUGAAGCAGUCCCAGAGACAGAGCGCCUGGAUUCGAAAGCCCUGAAAACCCGAGCCCAGCUGUCCGUGAAGAACCGACGCCAGAGGCCCUCUAGGACAAGGCUUUAUGAUAGUGUCAGUUCAACAGACGGGGAGGACAGCCUAGAGCGAAAGCCUUCAAACAGUUUCUGUAACCACAUGCAUAUUACCAAAUCACUUCUGCCCAAGGGUUUGCGAACUUCUUCUCCAGAAUCAGAUUCUGGUGCUCCAUCCCUCACUUCCAAGGCUGUCAGUGUGCCCUUCUCCAAGUCUGACCAGAUAACUGAAUCUCAAGGACCCCUGCACCUAGAAAGGGAGCCUUCCUCCUCUACUUGGGGAGACACUUCACUCUCCUCUCCUUCAAAAUCUGAUCAUGAUAUGGAAGAAUCUCCUUGCCAUCAUCAAGCCACCACCAGGAAAAUAGCACAAGAAAAAGAUGGUGCCAAAGGUCCCAAAUCACUAAGGGCGUCCAGUUCAUUGGUGGUGCAAGGAGGGAAAAUUAAGCGGAAGUUUGUGGAUCUGGGGGCACCGUUGCGAAGGAACUCCAACAAGGGAAAGAAAUGGAAAGAAAAAGAAAAAGAAGCCAGUAGGUUUUCUCCGAGUAGCAGGUACGGGAUCUUCAGAGGCAGGCUGGACCACUGGAAAGCGAAGCCCUCCUCCGCAGCGCCGGCCUCCCCUCGCUCACCUUGCAUGCCUUUCUCCUGGUUUCACGAAAGCCGGAAAGGAUCCUAUUCCUUCAGGAACCUGCCUUCACCUCCAAGUCCCCUCCAGCCUUCUCCUGAAACUCUAAUUUCAGAUAAAAAGGGGUCCAAGAAUUUUACCUUCAACGAUGACUUCAGUCCCAGUAGUACCAGCUCGGCAGACCUGAGCGGCCUAGGAGCGGAGCCCAGAACCCCGGGGCUCUCUCAAUCCCUAGCGCUGUCAUCAGAUGAGAGCCUGGAUAUGAUAGAUGACGAGAUCCUUGAUGACGGACAGUCUCCCAAGCACAGUCAGUGUCAGAAUCGGGCCGUUCAGGAGUGGAGUGUGCAGCAGGUUUCUCACUGGCUCAUGAGCCUAAAUCUGGAGCAGUAUGUAUCUGAAUUCAGUGCCCAAAACAUCACUGGAGAGCAACUCCUGCAGUUGGAUGGAAAUAAACUGAAGGCUCUUGGAAUGGCAUCAUCGCAGGACCGAGCAGUGGUCAAAAAAAAGCUCAAGGAAAUGAAGGUGUCUCUAGAGAAGGCUCGGAAGGCUCAAGAGAAAAUGGAAAAGCAGAGAGAAAAGCUGAGGAGGAAGGAACAAGAGCAGAUGCAGAGGAAAUCUAGAAAGACAGAAAAGAUGGCAAUAGAGGGGGCUGGGGAGCAGUAACACACCCUCUUCCAGGCGAAGAGGGUGCUCCAAGGGAGGGUCCACCUCUUCCUGCCCCGCUCUCCUCCGGGGGAAUGAAGAAGAAACUGAUGAUAGGGGUGAUGUGCUGUAGGCAGAUUGGGGAACCUGGUGUCGAAUACCUGCAUUUUCUGUGAUAAUAGAAUUCCUUUCAUUUUAACCUACUUAAUCCCAAGCCACCUUUAGUUUCUUAACAAACCAAGGAGCUCAUUUGUGAGAGCGGCAAAUGUUUCCCUCUUCUCUGACUUACCAACAUCUUGUGUUGUGUUGGGUGGGUGCGUGUGUCACUUGGAAAACCAGCAUGACAGUACCCAACAAGAGCAUGAUCCACCCUGGUGUUGUGAAAUGGAGUGCCAUGGAUGUCCAGCAUGGGGUCCUGACCCUGGGUGUUUGUGUCUGUCUGCAUGGCUUGAGCGCCCUCCUGCCAUGAGAUCUCGGCUGCAGGAUCCACUCCAAAGUGUGAGAAAGGUCCCCCUUAUUUCUGUGUCUGGACAGUGAGACAACCCCACUGUGGAAACGUGGGUGCUCUGCCCCAGAAUCACUUCCCGUGGCAGAAGUUGAGCAAACUGUUCUGCUUGCUGGGCAUCUGAAGGAGAGAAAAGAAUUCUAGUAUGUGUUCACCCCAGAAGGAAGCAAAAGCCUUAAGAAUGUGGAUGUGGUAUUACCUUGGGAUUCUGAGGAUAAUAUUUAUCUUCCAGAUUUAGCCAAACAAAGGAAAAAUCUGACAUGAAUGCAGCCAUGGGAUAUUGGGAUCUGUUGUUUACUUUGCUACUGCAGCAUCUCAGUUUGUCAGCAACACUGACACACACGACAAAAUUCCUUUUCCCCAACAAAUUGAACAGGAAAUUGGUUUUUAAGGAAACCAACAUUUUCAGGUUUCCUCUCCCGGGGAACAUUCUGGCUAGUCUGCAGCCUGAUGAUGACACAGUCGGGAACUCGUCACAUAUUUUCAACUCAAGAUUUCCCAAGUGGACUCGGCUAGUAUUUUAACAAAUGUACUUUUAAAAACAAUAGAAAUACCAGUUCGAGAAAACUUAGAUUUGAGUAACAUGCAACUAGAGAAGCAAUUUGACUGAGCACACAGAAUGUCCCCAUACAGGUGAGCUGUCAGUUAUGUUUAGAGAUGCUCUGAAUGGUUUUUCUGAGCCAUUCUCUCCCAUUCUUUAGGGAUCUUCAUUUAAAGUUAAAGUUUAUUUAAGAUAGUACCCAGAAUACAGUCUAGCAGUGGAGCUCAUAUUUUAAAGCCAGUAUUAAGGAUUUCAACAUUUCGUCAAACUAAUUCAAAUGCCAGGGACUAAGGCAGAAGGAGGAGAAACUAUAACUCAUCUUGAGAAAUUUCAAAUAAUGGAUCUUUUUGUUGAUGUUGUUGUUUUGCUCCUUAUGUUUAUGUAUCUGAUUCUGUUUGCUGCAUUGGCCCUAAAAAUGAGGUCACCCACUUUCCAAGGGACAAGUUCCAGAAUAAGAGUUGAGGGCAGACAAAUUCUUUGACAAGUAUUUUACUUCCUUUUCUGGGUGGAGAGUCUCAGUCCAUACCUUGCACUGGAAAUGUUACAUACACAGAGCUUGGGGGUGCUUUUCGAGGUUACAGGUAACAGAUCAUGUAAAGGGCUCCAGCCCAUAUAGCUCCAUCUCUUAUUUUGAACAUUGUGUUUUGCUUGUUUUUGUUUUUUGCUUGUCUGAAUAUGGGAAAUCUGGAAUAAUCUAAACUAGAAAUUCACAAUUCAGUUCUUUCCUGAAGGCCUGCCUCCUUUUUAGUGGCAGAGUAUUGCCUGUUUGGCUUCAGUGCUUCUGUCACUAGGUAUAGAUUACUCACUAUGUUUUACAGUUACCCGUCACUAUGUAUAUUUUCUCUGUCUGUCUUCAUUUUGGGGUAUGAUAAUGAAGCCGCCAUACUGGAUAUUCUAUUUAUAUUUUGAGAUGUGUGGUGCUUUGCUAUUUAUUAAUACCAUGAGAAACAAGGAACCACUAUUACUGAACGACCAAUUCCAGCAAACCUUUUCUAAUACUAAAAGACUAAAUUAGUCAAAAUGUGGUAAUACUAGUGCUUGCUAUUGUACAUUUUUGCCAUCUUUGCAUAUCUUUGAAAAAAAGUGAUCUAGAUCACACUGGAAAUUUCACUGUAUUCAUUUUAAGAAUGAAAAUGGAAGGAUGAUUAUCUUAUGUUUACACUUUGGUAAUAUUUGAAAAUGGAUGUAAAUACUGGAAAUGUCUGUAAGUCUCAGUCUCCGCACAUAAUUUAUGAUCUAUUAUAUUGCAUUUUCUUAAAAGUCUUCAAAUAUUGUUCUUAGUUUUCAGUUUAUCUGUAUACUUCCGGUGUUUAGAUUAAUGACCAACUGACAAUAUUAUUAAUCACAUUCUUUUUUUCAAAUCAUUUCAUUUGUGUUAUAACUAUUUUGAUUUUUUUAACUUAAAUUAUAGUAAUUUUCAUCUGAAUGAGUUAUUUUUAACAUUACUACUUAAAACUGCUGAAAUUAUAAGAGGCACUUGAUUUGAUUGUCCAGAAAAGGAUAAAAUGUAACUGACUGGUGAAAGGUCAUGAAAACAGUGAAGGGCCUCAAGACUUGGGAGCAUUUUGUUUUCGUACUUUUUUUUUUAUCAACUCUAGUGCAUGAUGCCUAAGUGAGGUACCAGUGCAGUACACAAUUCCUGCUCUAAUGCUAGUGGUUUUCAGUGUCCAAUUUAACACAGAACUGUUGCUUCAUGAACCUUUAAGACUUUGCAGUUUUUUCUUUAUCAGAAAAUGAACAAAACGGGAAUAUCUGGUUAUAUUCUCUAAACGACAGCUCUAUUUGACUCUGACAAUAGCCAAAAGUGUUGGGGGUAUAGGUAAUGCUUUGGGGAGGGCAGGUGGUGUGUGGUGAGGAGUGUCUGGGUCAGGGUUUUCCAUUGAAGGACUUUAGUUUUAUAACAGAAUUACUUUCUUUAAGACUGUCUCCCUUAGAGUAACUCACAGUUCAUGUAACAGUUUUCUCAUUCUCAUUCAUAUUCUCUCUCUCUCUCUCCCUCUCUUUCUUCCUGAAUUAGAAGUUAACGUCAGAGUGAUGUUAGGUCAGAAACCAACUUUUGCCCCUUCUAGCAGACUGAUGAAGUCCACCUCUAGUUUUUUGACAAUAAAGCUAUUCUAUGCUUUCUUUCUUUAGCUGGGGCUUGAUGAAUUUCCUACCCUUAACGUCACAUAAGCAUUUUUAACUCCAGCGCGAAUGCCAACCUCAGCUUUUAAGAGGGAGGCAAUGGGAACACCUACCUGGUGCUCCUGUUAUCAUUGGAAACAAAGUGGCAAGAGGAAGGGUGAGGAACCAAAUUAACCCUUGCCACUGCCUGUUAUUCUGCUGUCAUCUCUAGUCUGAAACCUUAAAAUGUCCGAGGCCCAAGCUUCAAAUAUAAUCACAGAUUGUUUGACUUUAAUUAGCCCUAUGGUUUUUGCUGAAGACAAAUAAUUCUCAUCUAGGUUCUUUUUGCCAUUGGAUUAACAUGUGCUUUCAAAUACAUUUUAAAAGGUAAAUUUUGCAUUUAUAUGGAUAUUCUGAUUUAUUUAUAAAGUGUUAAAGGUUAUGUAGACCAAGCCUAAAGAGAGAAAACCAUGCGUUUAACAAUGGGAUUUAAGAAGAUUCUAAAGGGAGGUGUCUUAACAAUUUUAAAGAAGCAACUACACUUUGAAUGUGUGGUAGCCCGCUCGUUACACUGAGGUAUUUAAGUAUUACUAAAGCCCAUCGGAGUAACUGAAGGUACUGUCCCAAGAGCUGCAGAUGAGGGGCACUUCCCUUUGAGAGACAGCAGCACCAGGGUUCAUGUCACCUACUUGAGUCCUGAGUGGCUUCUGAAUGUUCAAAUGUACUUUAAUCAAGGAUCUACCUGUAAACGAUUCUGAAGCUAAGCCUUGAAGGAUGAGGGAAGUAAAAUGUCCAUAUUUUCUACUAGAAUUGUUUUUAUUAUGAUGAUGGGGUGAAAAGUAAAUUUCUAAAGAAAACAGGGUUGUAAGAAAUAUGAAUGUGGUUGCUGCAAUUCACUCCUGAAAAACAACCGUAGUCUGCAGGCAGAUUUUAUUUAUGUUUUUCUUAGUUAUUUAAAGUCUCAGGAAACUGAAUCUUGGUCCAAAACACUGGGGGGAAAAAUAACACCAGUAGUACACCAGUAGUAUUUGCAUAACAAAAAAGUAGGAGUAUAGAACAGACCCAACCAAGAAGUCAGAGGGCAAAGAAGAAGCCUGAAGGACCCAUGUCCCCCUGGGAAACGAAAGCCUCAAGUUCUCCCCAAGGGUGAACAGAGGAGCCUUACACGAUGCGUUGAGGGAAUGAUUGUUACUUGAAGGCUCACGUACAUACGUGUGUGGACCAAGUACAGCACGUCACCCACUUCCAAACCUACAGAGUGGGGAAGGCAAGAACAUGCUGAUUUCCCAUCCUUGGCCCUACCCCAGUCUUUAGCGCUAAAGAUUCAAGAAUGAAUAAGAGGCAAGGGAUAAGGGAACAAGAGGCAACUUCUCAACACUGUGCAUGCCACUUGUGUAGCUAUACAGACUACAUACGUGUGAAUAUAUCUCUCACCUUGCACACACACCGCAAUGACAUGGCAUUCAACAAAUAGAUACUGUCUUUGGAACUUGGUGUUGUCAGUGAGCACCCCCAGCAGUAAUCAUAGCCUUAUUGCCACCUUUUGUGUUGUGUAUACAUUGAAUGGCUCAUAAGAUUUUAAGAGAUUUUUUUAAUGUAUUUCUUCUACUAAAUGCACUUAAUCCUUCUAUAUGUCUAUAUAUUUUGGUAAAAUUGAUUUAUUCGAAACUUGGUAUUUUAGUAAGAUAAAGUUUCCUUAAAUGUUUGGUUAACGCUUUGAUGUCAAGAUUGCACAUCGCUGAGCUGAAACUCAGAAGUUUAUGCAGCUUCAGGCAUUUUCAACUGCGAACCGCAGUGUCCUUUGCUAAAAAUCGCACUGCGUGUUCUUGUGCACUUGCUCAUGCUCUAAUAUGACAUUUUUGGUCGCUGUGAUGCAUAAGCCACUAACUACUGGCUCUCUGAUGGCAGCGUUGUCAUCCCAUGACCAUUACUUCCUCUUUUGCUGAGUGAUGGCCUGGUUGGGUCAUUGCCAAAUGGACAUGAGUGUGAGUGUGUUGUUGGAAGGCGUAUACUUCUAGUUCUCUGGCUGUUUUACGGACACACCCAGGUUCUCUGUUAAGGAUUUCAUCUUUCGUCUGUGAAAGAACAAUUGGCCAAGGAUAGUUAAAUUACAUUAAAAAGUGUGAAUUAGGAAGCACUCCGGCUAGAAAACGCCUCCCAACAACAUCAGACUUCGUUAGUGCUUAGUGAAAUCUCUUAAAUAUUUAUGUGUAUGUUCUCCUUAAUAUUAUUUAUGGUCAUCACUACUGCUUUUGUAUUUUUUAAUGGUGUUACAAUGGAACCACAAGUACACGUGCUGCAUAUGACUAACAAACUGGCCGGCUGAAAUAUAAAAAAAGAGAGAGAAUGAAUUCUGUCCCAUUGUAAGAAGUUGGUUUAUUUUCAUCUUUCUUUAUAUAAAGGAAAAAAGUUGUUUGAAAGUCAUUUUAAGUCCAAUAAAUAUGGAUAGCAUGUUAUCUGAACCUUGAUUUGUACCUUUCGGUGUCCAAUCAUUUGCAUGGAAGAGACAAUAGUGCCACGUCCGAAUUGUUCUCUGUGCUUGGUUAAUAUGUAUUUCUCUAGAUUGUUCCAUUUCAAAUGACAUUUCUUACUCUUUGGUUUUCAGAGGCAUUCGAAGCAAGAUAUCCUUUGUUUUUUGAUCAAUCUAAAAAUACAUGUGAUUAAGUUUAAUUUGUUAGUGUAAAUAAAUUUCUUGCCAAUGAGUAUUAUUGUUGUUAGACAACGAAUGCAAUAAAAAAGAGUAAUACUGA
Molecule: messenger RNA, 10106 nt
Organism: Myotis lucifugus (little brown bat)
Lineage: Eukaryota; Metazoa; Chordata; Mammalia; Chiroptera; Vespertilionidae
Gene: PPP1R9A
Product: protein phosphatase 1 regulatory subunit 9A
Exons: 20
Coding region: 200-4228 (1342 amino acids)
Biological process (GO): actin filament organization; calcium-mediated signaling; neuron projection development
Cellular component (GO): actin cytoskeleton; postsynaptic density; dendrite
Molecular function (GO): actin filament binding
Source: RefSeq, a predicted model, not a curated record